Messenger RNA from Ectocarpus sp. CCAP 1310/34, 884 nucleotides. The record is from the annotation of a GenBank genome assembly. Lineage: Eukaryota; Phaeophyceae; Ectocarpales; Ectocarpaceae.
AGCAGCAGCAGCAGUAGGAGUACCAGCAAGCAUGGUGCAGAGGCGAAAAACCCGCAGGAGAAAAGCGAACUAAAAAAGUUCAUCCCACACCUGCUGGCUGAGGUCUGCUGGAGCUGGUCUGCUGCUACAGCAGCUGAAAGAGGUAGUCUGCGAGAGUGGAACUCCCUCCCCGUGUUUUUUCUGCGGAGGGAUUCAGCUCUCUGGUGUCCCCGGCUCGCGGGCGGCCACCGUUUCGCGCGAGCUAUUCGCCCUUUCGAGCCCUCAUUUUCAGUGCAGAUUUCAAAAACAAAUUGUGCGACAGGAAGAGGAGCAGCACUCUGACCGACACUCAGGAGGCUUGUAGUCCCAAAAGGGUUAAGGAAACGGCACAUCUAACUCUGAAGUAGGACACUACGGUAGACGUAGGCACGCUAGUGUACGUAGACGCUGACUUUGCCAGCAAGGCCACUGACCUUAGAUCAGUUUCUGGAGCAUUAGUUCUUGUAGCUGGCUGUCUUGUGUCUUGGAUUUCUUGGACGCAGAUAUGUGUCUCACUGUCAACUUCUGAGGCAGAGUGUAUUGCGAUGGGUGACGGUGUUAAGGAGGCUCUCUUUGUGAACGGGAUGCUUCAGUUCUUGAGACCUAGUGCGAAGACUCGGAAAAUUGACGUCGUUGAGGACAACGAAAGAGCGAUUGCGCUUGCAGAGAAUCCGCUUAGCUCGAGUUGGAGUAAGCACAUUGACGUGAGGCACCACUUCCUUAGGAAUUUGACGGAGGAGGGCGUGAUCGAGGUCACCCAUGUCCCAAGCAAGGAGCAGCAUGCUGACAUCCGAACAAAGGCUCUACCGAGAAACCUUUUUGAAGUUCACCGUGACUUUGUCCUUGGCUCAGUAGCUGAGAAGUAG